Molecule: messenger RNA, 2734 nt
Organism: Drosophila yakuba
Lineage: Eukaryota; Metazoa; Arthropoda; Insecta; Diptera; Drosophilidae
Exons: 7
Coding region: 59-718 (219 amino acids)
Source: RefSeq, a predicted model, not a curated record
UACAUCGUACUUUUUUCAUUCCAUACUUAAUAUAUGUAAAACCUUUCGGAGCAGCAACAUGCAACUUGGUAUUAUUUGCCUUAUCAUAAUGUUACAAGCUGGAAAAAACGAUUGCGGCAUAAAAAGUCACGCUGAACUAAUACGCUUAGCGAUAAAAGCGGAUAAUAAAAUUAAGGACCUUAUCCAUAAUGUCUCAGGUUUUGUAAAUGGCAACUCUGAGUUUAAAGAAAAGUACGAAAACCUAAGGAUCCCGUUGAUGGAAAAUUAUACAAGUCUACCAACUAAAUUAGCGCAUAUUCGAGAAUUCAAGGCUUACAACAAGGAAAGACUUAAUUUAGAGGAAGGAAUCAAAUCAGCCAUUUCUAAGCUACACACAACAAUGUCAGAAGAUUGCCAAAAGCUCAGUGCAAAGCUUCGUAAGCAACUGUUAUUAAUGUUGGUCGCCACCAAUAAAAAAAAGAUUGAUGCCUUAGAUAACUUUGAAAAAGGAUCUUGCCAAAGGCAGUCAAGCACCUCUAAUAUUACACCUUCCUCCGUUAGGUCCAUUACUUAUAAUCCGAGUGCACUCUUAACAUUUCCGUCAAAAAACAUUUGUAAAAGCUCCCUUAAAGUCUCUGACCUUUGUCUAAUUAACGAAACAAAGAUGACAUACACCUCUAGCAUGCCAUCUAAUUUAACGGAAGAUACGAUCUUGCCAAAGGCAGUCAAGCACCUCUAAUAUUACACCUUCCUCCGUUAGGUCCAUUACUUAUAAUCCGAGUGCACUCUUAACAUUUCCGUCAAAAAACAUUUGUAAAAGCUCCCUUAAAGUCUCUGACCUUUGUCUAAUUAACGAAACAAAGAUGACAUACACCUCUAGCAUGCCAUCUAAUUUAACGUUUUCGUUAUCCUAUCCUGCGCGUACUGGAAAUAUUUUUGUGUAAUGCGGUCGAAAUAAGCGUCCUCCAACGCCAAUUUAUUCUUAAAAGCGACUGUAAGAAUACAAAUUAUAUAUUAUUAUACAAAUUACAUUAUUAUAUAUAAAUAAAAAAUAAAUUGUUAGAUUUUAAUUAUUGCAAACAACUUGCAUUAUACCUUACCAGAAUGUUUUUUAUCCUCAGCUGGCGGCUCUAGAGUUACCAACUCCUGGGUGUCUCUCUCCAUGUUAAAGAAAUUUUCUUAGUCCAUUUUCUGUUAAUUAAUUACAUCUCCUUAUGUAAAUAUGAAUAGAACUGUCUAUGAAAUGCAUUAUUUUUCCUGAUAUCUCGUCCAUUUUAUGCUGCCAAACUUGAAGUCGAAAUUAAGGCUCGCUGAUGAAAAAAUGUCUACACGACCAGAACUAAUCGGAUAGGUGUCGAAUGAGUCUAUGUCAUCAAUUAAACGGCUAUGUAAGCUAUUUUCAUUGAUAGAAAAUAUUUUGAAGAUUUUAUAGAUGCCGUUUUUCUUGAUAUAAUAAAAACUAUUUGCAUCUAUUUAAUUGAAAUUUAAAUACUUGAAAGAAAGUUUAGCGAGACCACUAUUAAAUUCUUUUUCCUUGACAAUAACAUUUAAAUUACAGCGUUCAAUUAUACGAUUUUAUAUAUAUAUAUUUUUGUUUAUCCAUUUUUUUUAACUGUCCAAGAAAGUUUACGAAGGGAAAUUCACUUAUUGUCUGCAAAAAGCCAAAUACUAAGUAUUGUUUGCUUAAAUGUGUGAGACAGUGGUAGUUAAAAGAUAACAUGGAAGACAAAUAUCGUUGCGGCAUUUCUUUUACAAAAUUAUUUAGCACCGUAGAAGCAAGAUAAUUUGGGAUAUACAGUACUCACUGUCAAAAAGAAUUCGUAUUCCCCAACUUAACAGUAAAAAAAUAGUUGUAUUCAAGAGAAUCUAAAAUGUUUUUUAAUACAACAGGUCCAGUAUACAAAACUAAUGUGCUAAAUUCUGAUGCUUUAAAUCGUUCGAGAUCAUCAAGCAAACGAGGCUUUCUAUUAAACUCUACUGGAAAAAUAGGCUUUAACGCAAUUUGCCUUGCAUACAAUGAAGAUAUUAAGUUUCGAAAAUGGAUGCUCUUACUCUAACUAGGGCAGUAGAGAUUUUAUGACUCCUAAGAAAACAAUAUGCACGUAGUCUGCUUAGGAGUCAUGAAAUCAUUGGGAAAUUGAAUAACUAGAUCAAUUGGGAGAAUUAGUUGGUUUUGUAAAUUGUGAUGUUCCGGCUGCAAUCUAUUUCUGAAGCUAUGAUCUGUUCGCGGAAGGUUCUUAGACAAUUUUAAAACCAUGCGUCUCUGAAAACUUUUGUCUUUUUGAAGGCACUGGUUACAGGAAUAAAAACCGGAGUGUGGUGUUUCACACCCAAAAUAAACGCUCUGGCUGGCGCCAGAGCGUUUGCGGUUCCUAUUUCGAUAAUUAGGCAAACCUCUUGCGAUAAGUCCGCUAUUUUGCCGUCCACUCUACGUUUUAGUGUCCGUUAGCAAUACUUUUUCGGACUUAUUUUGAGGAACGCCACAGUUUCGAUUUUUGUCCGUUCUAGCGUCCGUUUUUGAGCAUUUUUGAGUUUUGGGCAGAAAAAGGAGUAAAAUUUCCUAUAGUGACAAUUAUCUACGCUUGCGUGAGCCCACACUAUUCGUUUCUGCUUCCUUUUUACCGUUUUCAUCUUUGGUUUGCUGCGAAAAUUUACAGUUAGAAUUUCAAUAGAUAUAAGUUAACUACUUUGCUGGUAUCAAGGUAAAAAGUAAAAGAUAUUGGAGUUCAGUUAAGAACGACUUUAUUUGUAUAAA